This is a messenger RNA of Drosophila obscura, 7405 nucleotides long. RefSeq names its product ATP-binding cassette sub-family C member Sur (gene Sur). The record is from RefSeq and is a predicted model, not a curated record. Bases 306 to 6971 code for a protein of 2221 amino acids. Lineage: Eukaryota; Metazoa; Arthropoda; Insecta; Diptera; Drosophilidae. Gene Ontology annotation, biological process: transmembrane transport. Gene Ontology annotation, molecular function: ATP hydrolysis activity; ATP binding; ABC-type transporter activity. Gene Ontology annotation, cellular component: membrane. The transcript has 24 exons.
AGACGGUUGGCUUCCUCUCUUAUUUUCGGAAAUCGUGCGCAUACCUAAUUCUCUCUGUUAUUUUGUUUAUAUUAAAAAAACUAUUUAAAAUGUACAGAAAGUUUUAAAGUAAAUACGGAGGGAAUCGAAUUUAUUUAUGGAUAUAUAUAAAAUAAUCGUGCGCAUUUGGAUGGUAAUGUCUUAAACUGAAACUUAUCGAGCGAAAUUUUUGAAGAGAUAUCUGUACGGGUACGGAAAUACCAUCUAGUGUGUAAAGUUCAGAAAGGAUUACAAAUACUGUAAAUAUUUUGGAUAUUUUGGUCAAUAUGACGCAGUUGCUUAAUAUUAUACACUGCAAUAAUUUAAAUGGUCGUUUACGCUCGAUUUAUGAACAUUUAAAUACAGAUGUUUGUGGCAUUGACCGCGUUAAGCUUCUUUUUACUUUUCUAAGCAUAUUGCUAUUACUUUUUGGCUGUGCUUUCGUUUGGAAAAAGUAUGAAACGUGUAAUAAAACAUUACUAAUGUUUCACAAUUUACGUGCAGUUGUGUCACUGCUUAUGUUAGCUGGAAAUAGCCUGGAUCUAGCCAGGAGCUUACUGCCCCAACGCAGUGCCUGGCAGCUCAGUCGUCUGUUUGAGUUAAGGAAUAGGGAUACACAUUUUUUGAUUAUAAUAGGAACGGGAGAAACGUGGAAUGCGAUUGCUUCCACAAUAUUGACAAUUUUGCUUAUGUGUUAUUAUCGUGUUAUAGAGUGCAAGAAGACGACAGCAUAUUUUCAACCCUUAGUGUUUUUGUAUGCGAGCAUUACCGUGGAGGUAUUGACUCUCGCUCUGCGUUGCGAUGAAUUGACAGAGGUUGCUUACUAUGAGGAUUUACUAGAGCUUCAGACGUGCCUUGUUGGUAUGUCUGUUUUGUGUCUGCUGGUAUUGGCUUCGUUGGAUGGUUACACUAUUUAUAAUGAGCACUUUCGUGACAAUUACGUGGAUGAAAAUGGAAAAAUAGGAUAUAAACAUUCGCUUGCAACAUUUUAUUCAAAAUCGUGUUUCUGGUGGUUGACCCCUUUGCUGUGGUUGGGCCAUAAGAAACCACUGGAACUUGAGGAUUUGGGUGUAAUGAAAUUAGAGGAUACUGCUAGAUCGCACUACGAUCACUUUUUGUAUGUUUACACAGAUGAGAUGAAAAAGUCAAAUUCAUCUCCAUCCUUAUGGUAUUGCUAUGUAAAGAACAGUUGGCGCAUGUUUGCGUUGGGCGGCAUUUUAAAACUGGCGGGAGACUUAUUUGCGUUGGUUGGCCCACUUGCAAUACAGCAAAUAGUUCAAUAUAUAGAAGAGCUUUAUGCUCAAACGACAAAUCCAUCAACACAAUCGGUGGUGAAAGGCGAGAGUGGUCAAGCACUAAUGUUGGCCUCCAAUGUAAGCGGUGAUGUGGAUCAUAUUUUCCGUACUAAUAUUGGCGAAGUACGAAUUUACUAUGCCACCUGGUCGGAACUGUUAACAAAUGGCUGGAGCAUUGCUUGGAUUGUUCUACUAGCUGCAAUGACUCAGGGAGCUUUGUCCCAGGCUUCUACACACAUUCUUAAUAUGACGGGUAUCUGGAUAAAAACAUCCCUACAAGGUCUUAUUUACCGAAAGACUUUGCUAUUAAAUGCAAGCAGCGGCUGUUUUGCUAACAAUAGCAUACCACAAACUUCAUCCUCUACUUCUACUCCGUUAGAAAAGGAACAAAACAUCGCCAAAGAUAAUAUGAACACGGAUUCUAACUCUACAAAGAAAUCACCUCAAGAAAAGAUGGGAUAUGUAGGCGAUUUAAAUCCUUCUUAUGACAUCGGAAGCAUUACCAAUCAUAUGACGGAAGAUACACUUAACAUAAUGCAAUUUUUCUGGAUUGCCCACUAUGCAUGGGCUAUACCAUUUAAGAUAUCAGUGGUAAUUUACUUUCUCUAUCUUAAGCUGGGGAUCAGUGCUGUCAUUGGAGCCAUUGUGUGUAUACUAAUAAUGACGCCAUUGCAAUUUUUCAUAGGAAAUGCAAUGUCGAAAAACAGCGAAGUUAUUGCGAAAUAUACUGAUGAACGAUUAAAAAAAAUACACGAAACAUUGAUUGGCAUCAAAGUUAUAAAGCUAAAUGCCUGGGAUGAGGUAUUCUUUAAAAAAAUUCAAGUGGCUCGCAAAAAGGAACUCACAUAUCUCAACAAAGAUGCCAUAUUUUGGACGUUAAUGACUAUACUUACACAUAUUUCGACAGUGCUAAUCACUUUUGUGACUUUAGGUGUUUAUGUUUGGCUACCUAGGGAGGCGAACCUUAAUUUAAACGCUAGUCGAUUGUUCUCUGCAUUGGCCCUUUUUCAGCAGCUAACAGUUCCUCUGUUGAUUUUUCCGAUAACUGUCCCAAUUAUUAUAGCAGCCAGAGUAUCAACGCGUCGCCUGGAGCGAUUUUUUGAGGCAAGUGAGAUACAGAAACAGUUUGAGGGCAUUCGAAACAUGGCCCGGAUAUUAAGCAAGAGUGAUGCUUCGUUGGACAUGUAUGAAACGCAGGAGAAGUCUAAUAUGACAAUGCGCACGGCACAGACAGAGAACAUGCUGAAUGAAAAGCAUAUUGCGCAACGAAUAGAACGGCCCAUAUCGACGUCAGCAAUAGAGGACAAUUCUCUGCCAAUUACCAAGACCUAUCUACCGAACAGUCGCGAAGAACAGCUUGGAGCCAUUUCUCCAUCGUUUUUUCAAGAGGUGGGGCAUCAGAAGCUCGUACAACAGCGUCGUGAACUGCUUCGCAAUACACCGUACGUAGCCAUCAGGCCUCCAAAACUGCGGGGAAGCUUAGUAGAGAAAAAUCAGGAAUUCUCAGUGAUGCGAGCUAGGAACACGGAUAGCUGGAGACGUGAUUCACUCCUGCUAAAAAUGCCCGAUGACAUUGCUGUGUCGAUCAAUGACGGUCUUUUCACAUGGCAUCCGGAAAGUCACAUUCCAAUGGUUCAAUUACAUAUUAAAGGGAUAGUCAUACCAAAGGGCAAACUGACGGUUGUUGUCGGAAAAAAUGGUAGUGGGAAGACAUCCCUCUUGUCGGCUUUACUCAUGGAGAUGCCACUGUUAGCGGGAAAUAUGUUUUGGCACAAAACAUCUACGAUUUCUUAUGUGUCGCAACAACCUUGGCUCCUCAAUGACACAAUCCGGGAAAACAUUCUUUUCGGCGAGUCUUUUCGACCCAGUCGUUACGAUUUUGUGAUACAGGCAUGUGCUCUUAAGCCUGACAUUGAAAUAAUGCCAAAAAGCGAUUUCACCAUUAUCGGAGAACGUGGAAUUAAUUUAUCAGGCGGACAGAUACAGCGAAUUGCUAUUGCGCGUGCGAUCUAUUCUUCGGCUAAUGUGGUCAUAAUGGAUGAUCCACUGUCUUCGCUCGAUAAUGAGGUCGGUGACCAUAUAUUUCAGCAUUGCGUGAGCCAUAUGCUACUGAAGUCAAAUCGUACCUUUAUACUUGUGACACCAAAGUUACAUCACAUAAAAGAGGCGGAUUACGUAAUCGUUAUGAAAAAAGGUCGUCUUCAAGCUUGCGGCAGUUAUGUUGACAUUGAAGCAACGCAUCCAAAGAUACCCGUGAAAUGGAAAUCUAUAAAUGCACUAUCAAAUGCAAAGAAACAAAAUGAUUUACAAAACCAUGUUGAACGAACGGCAUCUGAACGCUGGAAGUUGCUAAAGAAUGUGAGUAAAUUAGGACUUCAGCGCUCGAUUUCAGUGACCACAGAUGAAAAUGGUAGAAGCAAUACCGCUGGACAUGAUGACAGCGUUUCUUUAUCAGUGGCUAAUAUGCAAGAUGUUGACAUUGAGGAGGAUGAAGAGGACAAUGAGAUAUCAGCACCUUAUCUUCUUUCUAAUGGAAACUGCUGUAGCUAUAAUUUGAAACGAAAGCGAUCGAGCGUCUAUGGCUCACGCCAUCUUAUAUAUGAUGUACCUUUACCAAUUGAUGAGUGCCAGGCAGAUGAUGUCAUUAUGCGCCCACGUCGUCGGCAAAUGAUAAAUCGUCGAGGUGGUAGGACUACUACUUCUUGGCAUAGAUUAAGCGGUCUGAGCACGCUAACGGCUACGUCAGCUUCAAGUUCUAACAGUGGAAAUCCAAUUCAUCGCAGCGGGUUAACUUCCAGCGAUAGUAGCUAUACAGAGAGCAGUGCAGAUGGGAUCUGCGAGAUGGCUAUGCCAUCGUUGUUUCAAGAACCACGAAUAAAAUCAUGGCAGCCAAAAAAAAACAUACAGCAUCAGCCGCUGGUGCGGAAUGCGUCAUCACCGCCGGCCAUGGAAGUGACGAUUGAUAAUCCUCAAUACACAGAGUUGGGGAUAAAAAUGGAUACAAAGACAAAAGCAACAUCGGAGGAUCAGGUUCAUGGCAGCUUUCAGCAGUUUUUGCGACGUAUGACCAUGCGGCGUACCAAUAAGCCCAUACACCAUCAUCAACCACUGAGCGCCACCAACUCGAUUCUGAGCAUCUCAGAAGAAUCUGCCGCUACUUCUGCUUUUCCAGUUGCUGAUAGUCGUUCACUGCCCUCCUCAUCUACUAGCAUAUAUAAUCCAGAUGCAAAAGAACAUUUUAAACCACCGAAUGAUUUAGAGGGAAAGCUGGAUAAGCAGCUGCUAUUGAUGAAUGCGACGGAAAAAAGUGUAAAUAUAGACCGCAACCUUACUAAAGAACCCAGCAGAGACGUUGAAGUAUCAAACGUGACAUCACUUACGCCAGUGCUUUGCGGGGGUAAUAUGGAAACAUUCGCAGAUACCGAGAAUGAAUUGAUACCAAUGUCAAAAUCUACAAUUGAUACUGAACGAAAAUAUGGAAAAAUAUCGCAUCAAAUAUAUCUGAUGUAUAUACGCGCCUCUGGUGUGCCCAUAAUCACUGUAUUUUUUAUCACUGCACUAAUUUGGCAAUGUUUGCGUGUCUACACGGACGUUUGGCUGCAGCAUUGGAGCGAUGUCCAUAUCCAGACACAGGACGUGAGGAAAGAGGAGGGCCACGAAGUCACGUACUAUUUCUGCAUGUAUGCCGCAAUUUCGUGUGUUUGCAUUAUAAUGGCCAUGAUAUCAACACCGGCCGGACAAUGGGCCGGCUGUAAUGCCCGUCGUAAUUUGCACGAUAAGCUGCUCCAAUCGAUUUUGCAUAAAACGUUGCAUUUUUUCCAAGUUACACCGCUCGGACGUAUUGUGAAUCGUUUCAGCAACGAUAUGACGAUCAUUGAUAAGAAAAUUGCCGCAACUUGUCAAAGGUUGCUACAAUUUAGUUUGCUCUGCAUUUCCGCCAUUUUGAUAAAUGUGAGCAUUACUCGAUGGUUUUUUGCCUUCACACUUCCUAUCUGUGGAGCCUACUAUAUAAUACAAAAGUUCUACAGGUGCUCAGCGCGUGAAUUACAACGUAUUGAAAAUGCCACUAACUCUCCGGUUAUUUCGCAUUUAUCGGAAACAAUACAAGGUGUGACCACAAUACGAGCAUACAAUCAGCAGGCACGUUUCACCGAGAUUAUCUUCAAACGUCUUGAAGCCAACACGAUUGCAUUUGCGUUACUGAAUACGAGUAACCGCUGGCUUGGCAUAUCAUUGGACUAUUUAGGUGGAUGCAUUGUUUUUGUGGCCAUUGUGACGUCACUGGCAACAGCAAGCAUCAGUUGCAGCAACUACAGAUAUGCCAGGGACGUAGCAGAAACUUAUUCUAACAAGAGCACGACAGACCUCUCUUCGGAACUGAGGCCAACGCCAUCGUUUGUCGGUCUGGCCAUAAACUACACGUUGUUGGUGCCGAUUUACCUUAAUUGGGUUGUAAAACUUUUGGCUGAUAUGGAGAUGUAUGCGGGCUCGGUGGAACGCAUUGCACAUUAUGCCAAGGGACAGGAGUCGGAUUUGGAAGCGACCGAAAAAAUAAGCAAUGAAGUCGAUAGGUCGUCCUUGUCCACGUCAAUGUGGACUGCUGGUGACAAAGUUUACCCAAGCGCAACGACAGCUGCCGUUGAUGUUGAUGAAGAUAUAGGUGGAGAUGGAGAAAAUGCUGAUAAAUUAAAUGCAGGCAAUGCAACCGGCGACGGCAAUCACUUAAACUUACACACGGCGACAGCUGCUGACAAGUUACAGAAGGAGGCGACAAAGACGUCGGUGAUUAAAGAUAAGAAACUGCCACCACACAGUGGAAAGGUCGAUCUGUCUAAUGAGCCAGCUAGAAGGCUAGAGUCCUGUCAGCUCAAACGAUACCAGAGCGUACCAAUUUCUUGGCCUCAAAGAGGCGACAUUAGUUUCCAAAAUGUCAGCCUGCGUUAUGAAGGCCAAACACAGAAUGUUAUCAGCGGCCUCACAUUAAAAAUACCAUCAGGUCAACGAAUUGGCAUCUGUGGUCGUACUGGCAGCGGUAAAUCUUCUUUGGGUUUGUCUCUAUUCGGUGUAUUACAAAUUACAAGUGGAAACAUUUUUAUUGAUGAGAUGAACAUUAAACAAAUCCGACCAGAAGAGCUGCGAACGAGAUUAUCGAUAAUUCCCCAGGACGUGCAUUUGUUCAAUACUACAAUACGAGAAAAUCUUGACCCCCAUGGUUAUUAUUCGGACUUACAGUUGUGGAACUGCCUUGAGUUGGCGCAGUUAAAAGAGUUUGUCAAAAGGAAUCUACCGUUGGGAUUAGAUACCGUUAUUAUUAAUGGUGCCAUUAACUUAAGCGCUGGCCAACGGCAAUUGCUGUGCCUUGCACGGGCAAUUCUACGCGGCUCCGUUUGCUUGGUACUGGACGAAGCAACAAGUGCUCUGGAUAGUGGUACGGAGACAGCACUACUGAAGGCCGCAAAUAAGGCAUUCCAGGGCCGAACAAUCAUAGCCAUUGCCCACCGGCUGACAACUAUUCUGGAAUAUGACCGUUUAAUUGUGAUGGAAAAUGGUCGCAUCAUUGAGGAUGGAAAUCCAAAAAUUCUGCAACAGCUUUCAGGUUCUGCUUUUAAUGGCUACUUCAAAAACGUUCAGCAAAGUCGUAGAAUUUCCUUCGAAUAAAGCGAUUGCGCAUAAUAAAUACAUUAAUAUUGUUCUAUAUCCGUAAACUUACUUGUAUGUAUGUAUAUCAUUUUUAAUAUAUUAGAUUUACUGUAAUUUAAGUUAACCUAUUGUAAAUGAAUGGCUAUACAUAUUUAUAAUAAUACGAAAUUGAAGAAGUUUUCUAUUGUAGAUAUGUUUGUGUGUUACUCAAAACGUGGAUUUGUAAUUUAAACUAACCAACUGCAAAAACAAAAAAGCAUAUAAUAAAAUGUAGAUCAAGCCAAUUAUAGUUAGAGUUUAGUCGAUAUCUAACUCGGCACUUGAAACUUGUAUGAAUUUUCAACGAACAUUCAGUACAUAUUUAUAAAUUUAUGCCGGAAUAUAGCACUUAGCAACUUUUUAUAAUACAGCCGGAGUAUACGGUUUUAUGGUGUACAAAGCCAAAAGUAUGG